UCCCCGCCGACGUCAGGGUGCGGAGCCGGAAGUCGAGCGACGGGUGGCGCGGAGUUCUGCCUGCUGGAGGGCUGCCGUUGGAGCCGUUGAGGCGGAGGCGGCGCAGCUCCGCGCACAGAGCUCCAGAUGGAAUCGGCGCCGGGGCCCGGACCCGGCCUCUGCUACAAGCCGGGCGGGCGGCUGGACAUGAGCCACGGCUUCGUCCACCACAUUCGACGGAACCAGCUCGCCCGGGACGACUACGACAAGAAGGUAAAGCAGGCGGCCAAGGAGAAGGUGAGGAGGCGGCACACGCCCGCGCCCACUCGGCCCCGCAAGCCGGACCUGCAGGUGUAUCUGCCGCGACACCGAGAUGCCUCUACCCAUCCAAGCAACCCAGACUGUGAGGAAUCCAGUGAAAGCAGCAGUAGUGGCGGCUCUGAGCCAGAGCCUCCCGGUCAUCAGCUCUUCUGCCUAGAAUAUGAGGCGGACAGCGGAGACAUCACAUCAGUUAUCGUGUAUCAGGAUGAUGAUCCAGGAAGGGUGAGUGACAAGGUGUCAGCACAUACGCCUCUGGAGCCACCUAUGCGAGAGGCCCUCAAGUUGCGCAUCCAGGAGGAGAUUGCAAAGCGUCAGAGCCGACCCUGACCAGCCUGGAUUCGCUGCCCAGGGAGCCGCCCUUAGUUUGGGGGUGCCAGGACCAGUCUGGGCUGAUCUUGAGACACCCCCCCACACCAGAGCCGCCACAUCUACAGGAAAAGGGCGUCACCAGGACUAUGCCUGGCCGCCUCCCUUGUAGCCAUUCUUUCUUGUAGAUUGGCCCAUUUGACCAGCCAAUUUCUGGGAUUUUUUGAGGAUUUUGUUUGGUUAGUUUGGUGUUCUGGAAGUAAGGAUCCCAAGGAGAGCUGAGGUUUAUGAAGCCUUGUGCCAACGUGCCGCUUUCUCUCUGGGGUCACAUGCUCUGGGACACCCACCUCAUGAGCCCUCUUUGUUAUGGUUCCUUUCUUCCAUAUUUGUCCUCACUUCAUCCCUGCUUUCCUAGAUCUUUUCAGCUCUGUGUCUUUGUUCUUUUCUUUCCUUCCUUUCUUUCUUUCUCCAAAUUCAUCAGUUCCACUACCACCCCCCCCCCACCUCCCAGUGUGACUGGGCACCUACAGCUGCUCAGGACUUGGCAGGUGGGGGUUCUGGGCUCUACCUUUCUAACCAGCUCUCCAGUGAUUCUGGUACCAAUCCAGUGGGAGCUCUUCUUUGAUGCUCACAUACAAUCAUGUCCCCUCCCCUUCCAGGGCUUUUGCACAUUUCUCUCAUGCCCGGCUGCUUAGCCUGGUCUAAGGCACCUAGAAAGAUGAUGCCAGAACUAAACUGAGAGGAUUUCUCGUCCUGCCUUGGUUCGGACUACAGAGCCCCAGCUUCUAACCUCACCCCCCACCCCUGAGCUGUGAACAGACCGUCCUCUGUUCAGGCUGAAGAGGGAUUAUCAAAACAAGCUUGAAACUGUGUUACCAAGUAUGAUUGAACAGUCUUUAAUGCCCACAGGAAGGGAAAUUCAACAUGAGCAAUAAUCGCCUAUUCAAUCAUUGCCUAGUUGGGAAAAAGGAAAAAAAAAAAAAGCCUGAACAGUGCCCUCAGGGGAGCAAAGGGAGCCUCUGUGGUCUGUCCUUCCCCUGCUCUGUGCUUUCUCCCGUCCUACCUCCCAAGAAGGCCUGAGAAUGAGGCUCCCAAGCAUGUCCCUGCUUUCACCGAAGUGAACAUUAUUCCUCGUGCAGGCUGGGGCUAAGGUGUCAGGGCUCCACAGCGGAUCCUGUGCACUGCAGGUCCAGGCCACUGCAGUUUUCCAGCAAAUGGGCCUAAGCUCAGUCACUGAAUUAUGGGGUUUAAGGGAACCCCUGAGCACUGAGACGUCUUCAAACCAAAGCCCCCCUGCCCUGCCCCAGAGGUUUCUCCUCACACAUCAGGGUCUCAAGAUCCAUCUGGCUGGUCCCUCUCAGCAGCUUUUCUCUUAAAGGACAAAAAAAAGCAGCCGAGGGCACUUUUGACUUGUGCCCCCACAGCCCUGAAAAUCUCCCACCUCGGAAACGGAGCAAGGCAGCUACUUCAGCUGCAUUGUUAACAUGCAGCAAGUCACAGCUUGCAGGGAAAGGUGAGUGAAGUGGAUACAUUAGAAAGGCCUCCUUGGAGUUCCCACUGUGGCAUAACAGGAUCUGUGCUGUCUUAGGAGUGCUGGGACACAGGUUCAAACCCCGGCCCGGCACGGGGACUAAGGAUCCAGCGUUGCCACAGCUGUGGCAUAGGUGGCAACUGCAGCUUGGAUCUGAUCCCUGGCCCAGGGAACUCCAGAUGCCUAGGGGCAGCCAAAAAAGAAAAAGGGGAAAAAAAAGAAAUGCCUCCUUAAGAAGGCAGCCAGGAACCAGCACGCUCCUGACCCACAGGGCUGGCCCAAGUUUCAGUGCCUUAAACUUGCCCGUCCUGGGCUUUGUUCUGCUUUCAAAGGAGAAAGUCCAUCCUCACUCAGUCAGGCUGGAAGUGCCUUUUGACUUCUAAAGUUAACUACCCUCUAGAACCUCCCCUGUUGAGGAUUCUCCGCCUUAACUCUAUCUGCAGUCUUCCUGCAGCUCAGAGGACCAGUCAUGUCAGUCUGCCAGCUCCUCAGCUCAGCUCAGCUGGCCUGGAUGGAGCAUUUUGCUGGAACUCUUAGGCUUCCUAGUCUGGAAAUACUUUUAGGGUUCGUUUUCUCACAGUUGGAUGACCCAUUUCCUGGAUGUAUUACGGAAUUUAGCAAGCAGACCAGAAGAGGAGGCCGGAUGGCACUUUUAGCCUCCAUCCCUGUUUUGUGACAAGCGUACCUAUUCUGUUCUCCUUUGUUGAUCAUGUAAUCCUCACAGUCUGAGGUAAGACACUGAAGGGAACUUCCUUGCAAACUUUCUCUAAAGGUGCUUGCCUUAUCAAGUGCACAUAAAGUAUUUUCCACACAAGAAAGCUUUCUAAUUCUUAGCUAAUUUGUGCCAUGGGACUAUAUAAGCGCUAAGCCUGAUACUUAAGUGAGAAGUUGGCCUUCAGAGCAGGCCUGUUGGUGGGAAUGUUGCCAUGGCUCCAGGGCUGCCUGAAAUGCUUCCUUGCUGGUGGCCCACAGCCCCCUGACAGCCUUAGAGCUCAGGCUCAUUGCUCCCGCCAUCCCUCAGCCCAGCCCAAGAUGGUGCUAUCCAGCUAAUUUACCAGACCUGCCUCCCAGUGCCUUUCAUCUCUUUUCACAUAUCAGCACUUUGCCCUCAAGGAGCAUGUUCCAGAGCAUUUCCCAGAGGCUCUAAAGAUGUCCCAAAGAGGACUGUCCCGUGCUGUUUGGUGCAGUGACAACAGCGUUAGACUAGCAGGCCGCUUCCGAGUCAACAUUCAUUUGACAAGAUGUGAUCACCACCACCUUAAAAAAAGAAAAGGCUAGUAGGCUGAUAGGCCUAUCUCAUGCUCAUCCAAAAAGAAGUGUUUUUGAAGUUCCCUUUGUGGCUCAGUGGUUAAUGAAACUAACUAGAAUCCAUGGGAAUGCAGGUUCAAUUCCUGGAUUCGCUCAGUGGGUUAAGGAUCCAGCGCUGCAGUGAGCUGUGGUGUUGCAGAUGCAGCUCAGAUCCCACAUUGCUGUGGUGUAAACUGGCGGCUGCAGCUCUGAUUCAACCCCUGCCUGGGAACUUCCAUAUGCUGUGGGUGCAGCCCUAAAAAACCAAAAAAAUGACUGGUGGCCUGAUAUCUCACGCUCAUCCAAAAAGAAUUGUUCUUAGUGUUCCCUUGUGGUGCAGUGGGUUAAGGAUCUGGUGUCACUGCAGCAGUUCAUGUAGCUGCUGUGGCAUGUGUUCAAUCCUUGGCUCAGGUGCUUUUGCAUGCUGUGGGCACAGCCAAAAAAAAAAUUCCAAGGCUUAGCCUCAGUAAAUGAACACUUCAUUUUGUUUCUAUUUUGUUUUGUUUUGUUUUUUGGCCAUACCCUUGGCAUGUGGAAGUUCCUGGCUCAGGGAUCAAACCCAAGCCAUAGCAGUGACAUUGCCCAGUCCUUAACCACUAGGCCACCAGGGAACUCCUCAAACCUUGGAUUUGAAGACUUUGUGUUUCCUGGGCCACAGCAGGUGAUGGUACAAAUAGAAGAAGCUGGGGUUUGCAAGGGCUUUCGGCCAUUCCAGAGUAAACACUAAACUUGAGUUCCAGCCAGUUGGCAAGUGUGGAAGUGUUUGAAGAAUGGUAAUGCAAGAAGGUUUCCCUACUCAGCUUUUUGAACUGAGUGCAAGUAAGUGCCUGGCCAGCCAGUAGGACCAGUGUGGGCAGUUAGAAAUGCUUCUCCCUGUGGACAAGCCCCUGAAAGGGACAUUCCAUCUUCAUUGGCCCACUCCAGUGGUCACUGCCAUCUAGAGAUUAGCCCAUGAAACUGGAAGAAACCCUUUGGGAUGGUGAGUCUCCAGCCUGCUGGGCAUCUGGCAGGAAUUGUGGAUGAUGGGGUAGGGAUCCCCAGCCGGUACAUAAGUGUAAAUGAGGCCUCUGCAAAUAGAAGAAAAAGGACAGAUCAGUUUCCUACCUCUGAGCCUUCUCUAGGGAGAAUCAUCAUGGAAUGUUGAUAAUUAUCUGAAACAUUUUAAGUGUCCUUGUUGAAUUCCUGUCCUGUCCAUGAAGAAUGAAAUGACCAAGAAGCCACAGGCACCCAUCCCAAAUUUCCCCAGGAGCUGGAGUGAUGCCAGAAGGGAAAAGAGUGAAUGGCUCCUCUGCCUUCUCAGAGCCACCAGAACGAGAGACUGGUUACUCUGGUUGUAUCGUGUUAAAUGUAUUAGAAGCCAUACAUUCUUCUGUUUUCUCAUUUCCAGUGUUUUCUGCUGUGUGGAUGAAUAAAGUGGUAUGUGCAAAAUAUUUGAAAGUCCUGAAGGGAAGGUGCUUUCCAAAUACAGUGUUCUUUUUAACUAAUAAACUUACUAUUUUUAUAGCAC
Molecule: messenger RNA, 4931 nt
Organism: Sus scrofa (pig)
Lineage: Eukaryota; Metazoa; Chordata; Mammalia; Artiodactyla; Suidae
Source: RefSeq, a predicted model, not a curated record